AUGGAUGAUUCCUACAAUGACGCUAAUCGUGCGUUCCUUCAAGCCCUGAUGGCUCGUGGCUCGUUGUCACUCAUUGAGGGUAGGAAGAUAUUGGCCGCUAUCUGUAGCGUCCGUGAACAGAGAGAGGUGACAUUUGACGAUAUAUCAGACGAAUGUUUUGAUAAAUAUAUCCGUGUAGCAGCCGAUGCUGUAUCCCGCUUUGAUUAUGAGAUCCGAAGUACUCAACACCAAAUCACCAAACAGAAGAUUUAUGCGUUUGUGAAUAGCAUCAGCGACUCGCUCACUCAAAUAGCCACGGCUAGAUCGCCCGAUGAAAUCCUCUAUAUAAAGCGACUCAUGGAUGCCAUAUUUAUCAUGAAUAAUACCCGCGCGAAGGAGGUCAUGGCUAUCAAAGGUAUGCAGGCACUAGGGACUGAGAUUCGAAAGGGCUCUUUGGAAAAGGGUCUCACACAUAGCGAGGCAGAAAAACUUCUAAAGAUAUUAGAAAAUGAAGAAUGGUUAGAGAGGUCUACAGAUGGCUUCUAUAGCCUUGCACCUCGUGCUCUGAUGGAGUUGAGAAGUUGGUUGGUCGAUACAUAUAACGAGCCUGAAGAUGCAUCUUCUUGGCAAAGGAUCAAGUUCUGCAAAGCUUGUAAAGAAAUCGUGACUGUAGGUCAGAGAUGCGCAGAUUUAUACUGCAAUGUUAGGCUACACAAUAUUUGCGAGACUGCGUACUGGAAAUCCCGAUCUAGCCGAAACUGCCCAAAAUGUAAGCUGGCUUGGAAUGAACAGAACUUUGUAGGUAUUCGAGCAAUUACUCAUACGGAAAAAAAUGCAAGACAAAAGGGUACAGGAAGAGGUACGAAGAGAGUGAGAGAUAACGAGGAUGAAAUCAUAGAGGAAGAUCAAAGUGAUUUUCGACCAAGACAGCGAAAGAUAAAGCCCGAAAGUCAUCAGAGUGGUCUUGGAAGUGUCAACGAAGAGGCUGCAGAGGAUGAGACUUCAGCCCACGAUGAGCCUGAACACGAUGAAGAUGAAUCCGGAGAUAAUUUGGAUACAGAAAUUGACGAAGAUAUAAACAGAUCGCCUUGA
Blumeria graminis f. sp. triticale is the source of this 1071-nucleotide messenger RNA. The record is from the annotation of a GenBank genome assembly. NCBI's taxonomy places the organism in Eukaryota, Fungi, Ascomycota, Leotiomycetes, Helotiales, Erysiphaceae.